Molecule: messenger RNA, 3426 nt
Organism: Brassica napus (rape)
Lineage: Eukaryota; Viridiplantae; Streptophyta; Magnoliopsida; Brassicales; Brassicaceae
Exons: 6
Coding region: 2274-3200 (308 amino acids)
Biological process (GO): protein desumoylation
Cellular component (GO): nucleus
Molecular function (GO): deSUMOylase activity
Source: RefSeq, a predicted model, not a curated record
AUACGAAUGAGUCAUACUGAUCAUCACACAUCAGUAAAUUAAGAGACAAUACUAAGAUGACAUCUUCUAAAGUAUCUUCCAUGCUUCUCUUUCUCCUCCUUCUCGUUCUUGUGUUUCCCCAUAUGGAUAAAGCCCUUGGUGAAAAAAGGCAGCUCUCCACAACCUUAGUUAGUCCUUUUGUCUUUAAAUAAGUCAUAGCUAUUUACUCUAUUAUUUUGAUCUAUUUAGAAAUGUUUUGAACUUUAUUUCUUUAAUUUAGCUUGGUUUUAGCUCACAACUAACUAAAUCUCAUUAAAUUUUAUAAAAAGAAGAUAAACCGUUGUAGUUUUGUUUCCCCUCUUGUUUCGUUCAGACCAAAGUUUAUUGCGAUAGAUGACAAAAUAAAACAAGGAAAAAUUGCCAAAACAGAAUAAAAAACAACAUAGUUGUCCCUAUGGUAUAAAUCCAACCUAAAGUUGUCCCGUAUAAUUUUUUUCAUAAUACCAAAAGAAACCUUUGAUUAAUCUCAUUAAACAUGAUUAAUUGUAUUUUAAAAAAAAUAAUAUGAAUCAGUUUGUUUAAAUGGGAAAGGAAUAAAAAAUAAUAAUAAAACAAUCUAAAGGGAAAAUUGUUUCCCUAAUUCCCCGUAACCCUAAGCUCGAUAUCGAUCUCUCCGCCUCUCUAUUUCACGGCGAUGAGGAAGGCGAUUGCGUCUUCUCCGGUGAAAUCAACGGCGAGUGUAGCUGCCACCGGUGGAACCCCUUUCUCUUCUCGUACCGGUGGAACCCCUUUGUCUUCUCCUACAUACCGAAGGUAAACACCAACGUUCUGCAUCCAAUUUCAGUAAUAACGUUUGUUCCUUUCUCCUUCUUGUUCUGAUACUUUUCUCUGGAUCUCUUUCUAUCUCGAGAAACACAAAGGCGAUUUCGGAGCUUCUUUUGGUGAUUGGCGAAAUCGAGUUUGUCUUUAACCUCCCCGCCUCUCUCUUUCUCCGACAUUGCUAGCACAUAAGAUAUGGAGUUAGAGCUACCUAAGCGAGUGUAUGCAGAGGGUUUAGAACCUCAGGUGAAGAAGAUCAACAACUGCUGCCGCAUGGAACUUAUCAGGGAUCUGAAGAAAACUAUGUCUGCGGAGUACGAUGAUGUCAAGAUAGAUCCUGUUAAACAUAUCAUGGCGAUUGCGGAAAAUAAGCUCAAGUUUUCGGGGAAAUUGGUGGAUAGCUUCUUGUGUAAGCAGCUGAUUACCUCGAAGAUGCAUGAGAAGUGGUUUGUCUUUGCGAGGAAUACUCUCCGGUUUUCGCUUCAGGAGUAUCACGCUGUGACAGGCCUCAAGAUCUCGCUGGAAAGUAGCUGUGACGUAGUUAAAUGGAAAAAUGAUGGCGGAUUUUGGAGUGAACUACUAAGGACAGGUGGUAAGAUCACCUUGCAGUCGAUCAAAAAGGUGCAUCUAAAAGAAGUUCACAGCUGGUCUCGGCGUGAUAGGAUGAGGUUGAUCUACUUGUGUGUGAUAAUGGGUGUGGUGAUGGGGAGAGAUGAGAAGGUGAACAUCCCUCACAUGUACAUCAAGCUGGUGAUGGAUCUUGACAAGCUUCGGAACUUCCAUUGGGGUCUUCACUCCUAUGACUUCUUGCUGAGUUCCAUUGAGAAGGCUAGGAAGAAGUUGGGUAAGAAGAACCGCUACAUUUCGAGGGUUUCUCCUAUGCUUUCCAGAUUUGGAUUAUGCCGGAUUUUGGAGAAAUAUGUGGCAGCAAAGUCCCGGACAGUUUCAGCGGUCCAAGGUGUGGUAAUUGGAAAGGAGUUGCAAAAGUUUCUUAUGAAGACAUCAUUCAACUUGAGGAAUCGUUUACUAAGAAGGGAGACUUGUUCUCGGUAAUUUCAGUGAGUGGCAAUGGUGAUGUGUUGAGGCAUGCUGAUUAUACAAGGAAGGAUGAGAUGGAAGAUGAACGUGUGGACCUUCUUCUUGAUAGGAUUAAAAACAAGUUUGAUUGGAGCAACACAGAAUGACCAGUUAUAGAGGCUGAAGAGACUGAGAUGGAGGAAGCCGAUACAUAGUCAGAAGCUGAUAAGAGUGUGGAUGAUACUGAUAUUGCAGCAGAUGUGGAGACAUCUUCGGUUAAUGUUGCUGGAAGAAGCAAGAGAAAGAUUCAGGAUGAAGGAGCCGAGACAAGAAAGAAAAAGUUGCUGUGUAAGCGAACAACAGAAAAAAAACAGAGUAUUGAUCGUGAAACUAAGAGUUUCAUUGAGGGUUUAGUUCACUCUUCUGUCAAUUCCUUGGGAGAUAUACUCAGAGCGCAAAUGGCGAGUAUGGAGAGCAUGUUCAAAGAGAGGAUGGGCAACAUGGAGAGCGAGGUUUCACAGCUCAGGGAAGCAAUCAGUUUGAGUGCCGAAGGAAGCGUUCCUAAGAGCAAAACCGAUGAAGAUCCGCCUAAGACCAAAACCGUUCAAGCUCCAGCAAAGAAAAAGGUCAAUCAAGCUCAAGCUCCAGCAAAGAAAAAGUUACAUGAUGAGGAAAUAGAUCGAGCCGGAGAAGACUCACCAGAUGCGGCAUUGGUGUAUCUUCGUGAAGAGGAUUGGGAAAAAGUUAGCACUUGGUUAGCUAAAUCCAAAACCAAGUGGCUUCAUAACUUGGAGAUUGACGCCAUGAUGUACGUAUUCCGGGAGAGAACUUCUCUGAAACGAUGGGAACUUCAUCGUGUCGCCUUCAUGUCUGUUGUCUUCAGCAACAUGAUUAAAAAGGAGUAUGAGAGUUUCAAGGCGGGUAUAAGAAAAUACAAGCUUCAUCAUUUGCUACUGCAAUACGGCAAAGGGGUCCUUCCACCACAUGGACGGACACAAGAGAUAUGGAAUGUAGAUGUGGAUUGGCUGUAUGUCCCUGUUCAUGUUAGCGGGAAUCAUUGGAUUUCAUUGUGUAUCAGUGUCGUGACGAGGAGCAUUGAUGUGUUUGACUGCUCGGGCAGAAAAAGGUACAAGGAGGUGGAUGCGUUCGCAAACCUUGUUCCUCGUAUUGUCAAGGCAGUUCAGCCACCGAGAUGCCACAAGGAUUUCAAUGUUGCUGCAUAUACGGUUCACUAUGUCCCCAUGGGUAAGCUGAAUAAAAGUGCAUGUGAUUGUGGUGUCUAUACAAUAAAGUUCAUCGAGUGCCAUUUGCUUGGAUUGAAGUUGUCCGUGGUGAAUGAUGGUAACAUCAAAGAAGCUCGCCACAGAGUUUUGUGGGAUCUAUAGGAAGCAGCUAACGUCCCGGAACUGGUUGACAGGAUGUCAAAUUAUGAACCUCCAGAGUGUCUCUCUUCAACCGUAGAAGAGAUUCUGUGAGAAUCGAUUUUUAAAUGUAAAUAGUUCGGCUUUAAUUCUAACUUUUAGGAGAAAAAUGCUUAAUCUAAUGUGUUUCUUCUAGUGUUUUAUUAGGAACAUGAAUGCUUAAUCUAAUGAAUUGUUUUUGGGUUUAUUA